AUGACAAGCAGUGGUGGAGAAUGGCUAUCAAUCGAGGACCUGAUGGAGAAGAUCAGCAACAAGUCGGCGCAGGAAAGGAAGAUGUCCCAAGCCAAUCAUCUCUCCUAUUCGGCCCGAAUGCGCGGUCGCUCCAAGCAACCCAUUUAUUCAUCUGACAAACGUGUCAAGUUCACUCAGAAAAGUGGUGUCAAAUGGGUCCGCAUUAUCACAGUUCUCGGCUACAUCCUUUCCGUUUCUCUCCCAGCAAUUUCUUUGAGCGUUUAUUACAUCUACAUUUGGGAUCCAGGAUACAUCACAAAGUACCCCGCUGAACCUGUGAACAAGACCGUCUUAAUCCAUAAGUCGCCUAUACUAUCCCAACGAGUGGAACGGGAUAUGAUAGUCACUACAAUCGAGGAAAAAGUGGAGGAAUCCAAAACAAUAGAUCUAGCGUCUAUUCUACAGGAUGGCCUCAAAUCAAUGGAAUCUAAAGAGAGAACCGCUUCGGACAAUGGAUGA
Molecule: messenger RNA, 498 nt
Organism: Caenorhabditis remanei
Lineage: Eukaryota; Metazoa; Nematoda; Chromadorea; Rhabditida; Rhabditidae
Exons: 5
Coding region: 1-498 (165 amino acids)
Source: RefSeq, a predicted model, not a curated record